AAUUCGUGUGUAUCUCAAAUCAGAUCCGGAAAUCCUUGGGGAGAUGAGCACCGUUUCACGAUGGGACAGGAACGGAAGAGGAAUUUUGCUUCGUCUCUCGGCUGCCCUUCCCUCCCUCUCUUUCUUCAUUCCUUCCCUCGCUGCCUUCUCAAUCGGAUAGAGGAUGGUGAAUUUCAUGCUGGAGAUCAAAGGGGAUCUCGAAAACCUGACUAAUCUUCAACCAGAGGGGGGAUGCAAUGAUGCCAAUUUUCCCUACUAUUUCAAGCUGAAAUGUGGGAACUGUGGGGAGUUGAGCCAGAAGGAGACGUGCGUGACGCUAUCUGAAGUAGUCCAACUGUCCAAAGGAAAAGGCACCGCCAAUCUCUCCCAGAGGUGUAAGUUCUGUGGACGGGACGGCAGUGUGUUGAUGAUCCCAGGAAGAGGCCGCGCAGUGACUGAUGAAGACAGUGAAUCAGGAAAAUUUGUUCCAAUUAUGAUGUUUGACUGCAGAGGUUUUGAACCAACAGGUUUUUCAUUCAGAGAUGGCUGGACGGCUGAAUCUCUUGCUGGUACCAAGUUUGAGAGCAUUGAUUUGUCAGAUGGUGACUUCGUCGAGUAUGACGAGAAGGGGCAAUGCCCCGUUGGGGUUUCCAAUCUCCAGGAGAGGUUUGUUGUGGUCAGGUAGCUUGGAGCAAUAACUCCUAGAAGAACAAAAGCGAUGGAAUGUUGACCUAAAUGCUCUAUAAUGGUGCAAACAUCUUGAUAGAACUAAUUAUGCUGCGUCUCUUUCUCUCUCUC
Messenger RNA from Nymphaea colorata (pocket water lily), 777 nucleotides. RefSeq lists its product as uncharacterized. The coding region runs from base 164 to 664 and encodes 166 amino acids. Gene Ontology annotation, molecular function: zinc ion binding. Lineage: Eukaryota; Viridiplantae; Streptophyta; Magnoliopsida; Nymphaeales; Nymphaeaceae. The transcript has 4 exons. The record is from RefSeq and is a predicted model, not a curated record.